GAUUUCUCUCCGCCCUCUCCCCUUCGCUCUGAAGACUAGGUGAAAAGGGGAGGGAUGCUCUUGUGAGUUGCGCCUCCUUUCGUCGGGUCGUGUGAGUGAGUGGUGUGUGAUCUCCAAGUUUUCAGACGGGAAAGAGCCUGAGACUCAGAGCCCGAGUUCAGAGGACUGACUGACUGGUCGAGAGGAGGACAGGCAACAGGCAGAGUUACCAGCCGGCAGCAACAGCCACUUUGGGAAGCAGCAGCAGCAGCAGCAGCAGCAGCAACGGCAAGGUCCCACUGGUGCUUGAAAAUGGAAAUACAAUAAGAAAGAGGUCCCCAGCAAACUUCAGUCUAAGCCGCGCUCCAAGUCUCGCAGGCUUCUCCUCUUUUCUGUCAACAUGAAAGACGAUUUUGCAGAGGAGGAGGAGGUUCAGUCCUUCGGUUACAAGAGGUUUGGUAUUCAAGAAGGAACACAAUGUACCAAAUGUAAAAAUAACUGGGCACUGAAGUUUUCUAUCAUAUUAUUAUAUAUUCUGUGUGCCUUGCUAACAAUUACAGUAGCCAUUCUGGGAUACAAAGUUGUAGAGAAAAUGGACAACGUCACAGGUGGCAUGGAGACAUCACAUCUAAGAUACAACGAGAAACUCACAGAAGUGGAAAGUGGUCUGAAGAAAUUAGGGGACCAAACUGGGCAGAAAGCUGUGAGCACCAACACUGAACUUUCCUCCUUCAGAUCAGACAUAUUGGACCUUAGACAACAACUUCGCGAGAUUACAGAGAAAACCAGCAAGAAUAAGGAUGCACUAGAGAAGUUACAGGAGAGUGGUAAUAUACUGGAUGACAGGCAGAGUCAAAUGAAAGAAACAUUGGAGAAUAACUCUUUCCUGAUCACCACUGUCAACAAAACCCUCCAAGCUUACAAUGGCUAUGUCAACAAUCUGCAGCAAGACACAAGUGUUCUCCAGGGAAACUUGCAGAGCCAAAUGCAUUCCCAUAACGUGGUCAUCAUGAACCUAAACAACCUGAACCUAACACAAGUGCAACAAAGGAACCUAAUUAGCAGUCUGCAGAGAUCUGUGGAUGACACAAGUCAAGCUAUCCAGCGAAUUAAGAACGAUUUCCAAAAUCUGCAACAGGUUUUCCUUCAAGCAAGGAAGGACACCGAUUGGCUUAAGGAGAAAGUGCAGAACUUGCAAACGCUGGCUGCCAACAACUCUGCCUUAGCCAAAGCUAACAACGAUACUCUAGAGGACAUGAAUAGCCAACUUAACUCUUUCAAUGGUCAAUUGGACAAUAUCACUACUAUCUCACAAGCCAACGAACAGAACCUGAAAGACCUUCAAGACUACCACAAAGAGUCAGAGAAUAGAACCACCACCAAGUUUAAUCAGCUAGAGGAAAGAUUUCAACUCUUUGAAACAGAUAUUGUUAACAUUAUUAGCAAUAUCAGCUAUACAGCCCACCACUUGCGGACGCUGACCAGCAACCUGAAUGAUGUCAGGACAACUUGUACAGACACCUUAACCAAACACACAGAUGACCUAACCGCCUUGAACAAUACACUGGCCAACAUUCGUUUGGAUUCUACAACUCUCAGGAUGCAGCAGGAUGUCAUGAGAUCAAGGUUAGAUAUUGAAGUAGCCAACUUGUCCGUGAUCAUGGAGGAAAUGAAGCUGGUAGACUCCAAGCAUGGUCAACUCAUCAAGAAUUUCACAAUACUGCAAGGCCCUCCUGGUCCCCGAGGACCUAAAGGUGACAGAGGACCCCAAGGACCUGUUGGUCCGACUGGCAACAAAGGACAGAAAGGAGAAAAGGGGGAGCCAGGGCCACCAGGCCCAACAGGUGAAAGAGGCCCAGUUGGACCAAUUGGCCCUCCAGGGGACAAAGGCAGUAAAGGCUCCAAAGGAUCCCAAGGACCAAAAGGACAAAGAGGAUCCCCAGGGAAGACUGGCCCCCCAGGACCAAGUGGAGACCCAGGUCCUCCAGGCCCUGCUGGCAAAGAUGGUGCUCCUGGCCCACAGGGUCCCCCUGGCUUCCAAGGAUUACAGGGCACUGUGGGAGAACCCGGAGUUCCUGGUCCCCGAGGACUUCCCGGACUACCUGGUGUGCCAGGCAUGCCAGGUCCAAAGGGCCCACCCGGGCCACCAGGACCCUCAGGAGCAAUGGCACCACUUGCUCUACAGAAUGAACCAACACCAGCACCAGAGCCUAAUGGAUGCCCCCCUCACUGGAAGAACUACACAGACAAAUGCUAUUAUUUUUCAACAGAAAGAGAAAUUUUUCAUGAUGCAAAACUUUUCUGUGAAGACAAGUCUUCACAUCUCAUCUUCAUAAACACAAAAGAAGAACAGCAAUGGAUAAAAAAGCAGAUGGUGGGAAGAGAUAAUCUCUGGAUUGGCCUUACAGACUUUGAACAGGAAAAUGAGUGGAAGUGGCUCGAUGGAACAGCACCGCAAUACACAAAUUGGAAAACUGGACAGCCUGAUAACUGGGGUCAUGGCCAUGGACCAGGAGAAGACUGUGCAGGGUUAAUCUAUGCUGGGUUUUGGAAUGAUUUCCAAUGUGAAGACAUUAACAACUUCAUUUGUGAAAAAGACAGGGAGCCGGAACCAACUUCUGCAUUAUAAUAAGCUGUGAAAUGACAGACAUGGACACAAAUUCUGGACAUCUCCCAAAAGCAAAGAAUGUGCCUUUCUGACUAGAUCACUUGCUCACCCCAUGGAAGAAGAAAGCUCUGAAAACUAAGUUCAACAAAAGAUUCCUGCUGCAAUUUUUUCUUCCCUUCCACCAUUACUCAAGGACUUGGGACCUAGUUGAUGGUCAGUGCACAGCUGGAUGGAAUCCUGUAACCUUUCUCAGCCAAUAACCACCCAAAUGUGUGAGUUCUCACUUCAGAAGCACAGGGAUACUCCAUUCUGAAUGAGGGCUUGUUUUCCAGCUAUAGGAAAAGCUUAAACAUCUACUGUGUAAACAGCGUGGUACAUUUGCUAAAAUCCCAAAUGUAGGAAAAUUAUACAGAUAUACAUAUAUAUAUAUAUAUAGUCCAAACUCUUAGUAAUAUGGAAUAUACUUUUAAGAGCUUUUAAAACUUUGUAUUUUUGUACAAAAUAUUUGCUUUUUUUAUAUUUUUUUUUUCGGUUUUUAUGGUCAUUUUACCAAUAUAGUACAUGAAGCCAAAGAAAACAAUAAUGGUACUAAUAAUAACUCAUAGAGUUUCUUGUCAGAUGCAGCUCUUCCCCAUGGUAAAGGUUGUUAUUCAGUGUUUUUUUAAUUAUACACACAUGUUUAUGUAUGUGUACAUAUAUACGUAUGUAUGUAAACAUACAUAUAUGUGUAUGGGUGUAUCAUUUCCCCAGGGAAUUCACUAACUUGAAAUAUCUUCAUAGACUUUGGCAAUGAGAAGUUUAUGAUUCCGUACAAGUCCAGACAGCCAGUAAUGGUUAAAGUUGGUCUCUGUUGGUCACAGGGCCCAUCACCAGACAGUCAACUCUAUCACAUUUAAAAGAAGUGGCUGUCUAAAGGCCAUUUCUGAUUUCUUUUGGGAAGGUGUUUAUUGGAAAAUGUAGACGGUCUCCAUCUCUGGCUCUCUAAGGGGCUCCAUUUAAGUUUCUAAGGAAUUGCCCAGGGUCCCAGGAACCCCACAGCAGCAGGUGUUGCCUGCCAAGAGAUCCAAGCGUUAGUUCAGCCAGCAGCACUGUCUUUGGAAAGACAGAAAUAAACUAUGUGCUGCCUGAAAUGUUUGAGUUUUUUGAGUCAGGUUUCAGAAAAAUAGUUCCAAAGCACAUAGGUUCUGAAAUGCCAGAAUAAAUGAAAGGCCACUAAAUCACAAUCUUGAAAAUUAACUUUUUCCAACCCCUCUCCUCUGUGUAUGAGCCCUUCACUAAUCUCUCUCCUCAUUCAGAAAACUAAAGUAAAAUAUAUCUAAAACAGGCACUGGGCGCUGCCCAUGCUCAGGGGUGAGGUCUCCACCCACCAGAUGUCCUACCCUCCCUUCCCCAAGGAGCUGCCUAGGCAGUGCUGCUAUCUAUCUUAAAUAAAAAAAUUUUUAAAGAAUAAAGAAAUAGUUCAACUUUAUCAAUUGUGUGAUUUGUCUUCAAUUCAACCAUUUGUCAUAAUUUAUGCCACCUGCAAGUCCUUUUAGCUCAGUUUCGGAAAACUAUCUCUAUGACAACUUUGUGCCUGGAUUGUACUAGAGACAAAAUGAGUAGCUCAUGAUGCUCUGGGAGAGGACUGAAGGUUAAGACUCCCAGUCACCCUGCUCCAAAGCUCAAACCCAAAGGAGUCAGGUCUCCUAUGACUCAAAGGCCUUUGUGGGCAAACCUCAACCCCCUUCCUGUUUUUCAUCUGUCAAUUGUGAUUUGUCUCAAGAAGUAACUUGAAAAAAAGCCAAGGAAUUCCUAAUGUAUACAUCAGAAAGAAAGGCUAGUGGUGCUUGAACAGCUGAAAAUAUUCAUGUCACAGUCAGUAUAUUUCUUCCAGCAAAAAUGUUUCAAUUUUCAGAAGGCAAUUGGGAGACUUUUAAUGAUUUAUUCAAUAAAAUCAGAUGGUUUAAAACAUUAUGAGACAAUCAUAUAUGACUAUAUAUUUGACUAUGCGUAGACCAGAUGUCUCUCCACAAGCUCAGAAUUUAGGCCAUUUUCAAGGGAAUAAGUUUAGCAAAACUGUGACAUUAUCAAAUGAGAGAAUAUAUCUAUAGCUCUUUGCAAACUUUAAAGCACUAUGUAAAUGCUAACAAUUAUUAUUAUACAAAUAAGAUCUUCAGAUACCUGACUUGCUACCUGGCUUGUGAGGGAAUGAAAAAUGGUUUCCCCAGCAGUGGCCUAGAAAGAAUGAAAGUUCAAUUCACUAAAAAGGAGGGGGAAAAAAACAAUACCUUUCUCUCCUUCCUUCCUCUAUGACCAAUCAGGCAGGAACAGCUACAGCCUCAGGAAAAAGGUUUUUAAGGAAGUAGAAAAUUGUAUAAAUCAAGUAACCAUACUGAGCAUAUAGAUUUCUGCUCCAGACAGCAGAAUUGAUUUCCCCUUGAAAAAAAAAAAAAGCAUCUUUUUAAUUCAUUCUUGACUUCAAUGAGAACAUGCUCCAUUUUCAUUAAGAGAGAUAGGAUGGUAUUAUAUAAAAGCAUACUUGUUAUUUAGAAACAGAGUAACUGGAUUUGAAAACUGACUAUCACUAACUAGCUGGGAAUCACUAAAACAUCUUUACUGCUCAGCGUGUCAGUUUUGUAUGUAUAUAGGACAGCUCAAAGCUUGGGAGGUGUUUUGCUGGUUAUGUAUACAUAAUAAAAACAAAGAGUCUGCCCUUUUAGCUUUUUUACUUGCUCAGAUUUAUUUACAUGACAAGUUCCUAAGUAUUUGAGGGUCAUAGAAAUAAACUGUGGGGGCUCAAACCCGCAUAGUUCUUUGGGGUUCUUUUGGCAGAAGGCCCUACAAUGGUUUUGGAGAUAGAGAAUCUACAGUAGGGAAUUAACUCGGAGUUAUAAAGACUUUCCAGCUCUAAGUGAGAUAGUGUGAUUAAGAUGUGGAUCCUCAGGGGGGCAGCUAGG
Dromiciops gliroides (monito del monte) is the source of this 5523-nucleotide messenger RNA. RefSeq names its product collectin subfamily member 12 (gene COLEC12). The record is from RefSeq and is a predicted model, not a curated record. The coding region runs from base 380 to 2608 and encodes 742 amino acids. Lineage: Eukaryota; Metazoa; Chordata; Mammalia; Microbiotheria; Microbiotheriidae. Gene Ontology annotation, molecular function: signaling receptor activity. The transcript has 10 exons.